This is a messenger RNA of Vicia faba (fava bean), 483 nucleotides long. The record is from the annotation of a GenBank genome assembly. Lineage: Eukaryota; Viridiplantae; Streptophyta; Magnoliopsida; Fabales; Fabaceae.
AUGUCUGGAGAAUCCGCCACCGCUAUUCACAAGGGUCAAGUUGAUCUCUUAGGCUUCAUAGAUUGGAUUGGUGUUGAAUGCCUCAAUCAAAGCACCACUCUCUCUGUUUCCAGUGCUAUCAAACAGGGUUAUAGAGAAGAUAAAGGUUUUUAUCUAGAAAUUGAUGCAUAUGAACAGUUUUUGCUUUAUAUUGCUUUCACCCAAGUUAUUAAACUUUAUUCCAUUAUUGUCAAAGGUCCUGAAGAUAAAGUUAACCACUUAAUCAUUCACAUUAUAGAACUAAACUACAUUAUUAAUUUUGAAAUCUCAAUUGUUCUAGAACUGAUGGAGGUGCUGAAAGGGAACAAGGAUUACUUCAGAUACUGUAGGAAACUUUGGAACAAUCUCACAUGUAGCGCCGGCGUGCUUCUCCGUCAACCUUCUGUUCCACUCCUAUGCCGCUCUGUUGCGGUGCUACUUUUAUGUUUGCUGUCUGUAAGGUAA